UUGCAAAUGGCAAUUGAAUUGCGCAGGUUGUUCCAUAAAAUUAAAUCGGCAAUCACUUUGAUUUGAACUGAAAAGUUGAAAACACUAUUAAUUUGUGGAAGUUGAAACUGCGUAUUUCACAAUCAGACUCUAGUGAGUACUUUAAAAAGUAAUUUGUGGGAGUGUUUUCUUCAGUAUUAACUUUUGAUGUUGUGAUAAGAAGAUCAACAUUCGCGGACACGAGUGAGUGGUUAUGGAAUUUUUUUAGUUCCCCAAUUAAAGUACAUUGUGAAGUACAGAAGAAUACACGAAUGGUCCUUUUAUUGACAGUUUCAAGAGAGCUUAGUAAAGUAUGGAGUGGAUUCUUCGAAGUCCUCAAAUCCUUAACACCUUUGGUAGCCUGGGUUAUGCUCUACCAGAAGGAUAUCACAUAAAUGAAAAUUGUAACUCUGCUUUGGAGUCCAUACUUGAAAAUCUUUUAACGGAAAACAAACUUUUGCGCACAUAUCGAAGGAAUCUCAGCAUUGGACAAAAUAUUAAAAAAGACCUUAUACCACUGUUGCUUAACACCAAAGAUGACAAUACAAUGGAACUGCUGAUUAAAAUUUUCGUCAACUUGACAAUUCCGGUCGAAUGCUUACUACCGCUGGAUUCGGUAUCGAAAACCGAUAUAGGAAGACAUACAAUAUAUGAAAUAAAUAAUUUGCUCUCUUCGAUUAAAAUAGCAGUCACCGAUCACCGUGUUACAAAAGUCGUUAUUGAUUUUUUAAAAAAGAACUCUGAUACCGAACCAAAGACAAAGCUGUCUAUAGAACAGUGUACAAACAUAAGCAAUACCCUUCUAUUUCUGCGUAAUAUACUACACAUACCGGAGAAUGUCGAUUACAACAGUCCCACGUACAGCGGUCCACCUCAUACGGUUCAGAAUCAGCUAGUGUGGAAUUUAUUCAGUAACAGUAUUGACAAAGUUCUGAUAAAAUUGAUGACAAUUCCUGAUGCGAUAAAUUGGGGUGUAACAAUGGUACAAUUGAUUGCACUCUUUUAUAAAGAUCAACAUGUGACGACUUUGCAUAAACUGCUAAACUUGUGGCUCGAAGCGUCACUCUCCGAAAGCUCUGAAGAUAACGAAAGUAACACAUCGCCACCAAAUAGAGGCAGUGAUGACUCCUCUCCUAUGCUAACAUCCGAUCCGACAUCGGAUUCGUCAGACACGGGGGCCAGCGGGAAGUGCAACGGAGAGCCCAACUCAGUUAAUAACGGCUGGGGCAACUCUACGAACUGUGAAAGUGAAAAACAAAACUUUCAGCCGAAUAACGCUGAUAGUGUUCCUUGUAUUUCUGAAGGCAAGAAUCCAAGAAACUUCGAUCAUAAUAGCGGAGUACCUUGUAAUAAUCAAAAGAGUCGCUCUAAAGAAGCCACAAAUAUUGCCGAUGGUACACAAAAUACCGAAAAGAAAAUAAUUAUAUCGGAAACCUCUGACUGCGGCUACGGUACGCAAAUUGAAAACCAAGAAUCGAUAUCAACUUCUAGCAAUGAGGACGACAUACCAGAGAAGAAACCAGUUCAUCAAAAACCGCACACAACCAAGCCCAGAAUAAAUAACAAGGUGCGAGCAAUUAGUGUGACUCUUCAAGAACGUAAAAGGAAGAAAAUCGUGAAGAGGGGUAAAUCUAACAUUAUAAACGUACAAGGCUUGUCACACAGCACCCCAACUAACGACGAUAUAUCGAAUGUGUUGAAAGAGUUCACUGUUGAUUUCCUCCUGAAGGGUUAUAACUCGUUGGUUCGGACGCUGCACUCUCAAAUAUUGACGAAUGUACAGCUAGAAAUCGAUACGUCUCAUUUUUUUUGGCUGGUGACGUAUUUUUUGAAGUUUGCCACACAGAUCGAAUUGGACCUAGAACAUGUCUGCUGGGUAUUGUCAUACGAGAUCAUAUCGUAUCUAACCGCCGAAGGAGUGAACUUGUGUGAGCAAUUUGAACUAGCCAUUAAGUUGGAUGGAAACGACUUAAAGCCAAGUAUAAGGAGACUUCAUUUGGUUGUAACAGCCAUCCGGGAAUUCGUUCAAGCGAUUGAAGUGUACAAAAAAUCAGCGCAUAUUUGCAAUAACGAUAAACAGCAACUCGAUAAAUUGCAAGUUAAAAUGUGCGAAUCAGACGAAUUGCGCUCGCUUUUAGUGUUGCUUUUGAGGUACUAUAACCCAAAGUAUCAUUCUAAGCAGUAUCUGCAGGAUCUGGUCGUGACAAAUCACAUUCUACUGAUGUUUAUGGACAGUAUCAUGAAGUUGCCCGAUUACAAGGGCACCGGCACUAUGGCUGAUCACAUACGACAAUUUUGUGCCCCAGAGAUAAUGUAUCAGUACGGUCUACUGUUGGAGGACUAUGAGGGAAACGGUGAGUUCGUUAACGACUGUAUAUUCACGCUGAUGCAUCACGUGGGCGGUGACAUGGGCAGCCUGAUUUCGUUGUUCCAGCCGAAAAUACUGAAAACAUUUACAUUAAUUUGUAAGACGGAAUUUGAAAUGUGUGACGAUUGGACCGAUUUAAUUGAUUAUGUAAUAAAUACAUUUGUGAAAAAACCUUGUAAACCACAAAGUUCAUUACAACUUCCUAUUGAAAUGGACAUUUUUGAUGAGAAAGCAAGGCUGAGGGAGAUGAUAGUAUCACCAAACCAUACGGAAGUAUUCUUACCGGAAAAAUUGAUACUGGACGAAGAAAAGUCUGCCGAACCCAAUAAUACUAUCGCCUGGAGUGAAGACGAACUAGCGACACUGAGUUGGAACUAUAUGCAGUGUAAUGAUUUGCCCGACGUGGUCGGUGAAAUUGUGAAGAUGUUCAAAGACGACGGGAUCGUAAAAGACCGCGAGUCCGUUAUCAAAGAGUUGUACAAUCAAUUCAUAAUAAACAAAGAUCAGUUCGACACGCUUUCGAAAAAAGAGUCUACUAAGACUAUGCAAGACAUCAAAGAAACCCGCGAGAACGAAAUCGGCAAACUGUGUGAGCAACUCAUACAGGACGGGAAGUCUCGAUCCUUAGAUUGGGUUCAAACGGUUCUUUUGGAAGCGUGUGCCGCCAAAGUGUAUUUAGACAAGAUGACCGCGAAAACUAAUCAUCCAAGUUUUUUGAACGACGCACACCCGUUUGCGUAUUUUUUGAAAAAGCCCAAAGAUUUGCCAGUUUUGUCGUCGGUAUCCUACCAUUCAUUGAUUCUGAACCGCUCUAUACCACUGGUUCCAUGGAAUUGCCAGCAAGCCGCCAUUUGCAAAGAUUUGAAGUUUUUGCAACUUUUACACAGACUAGGACUUCACAUGCCGGUGGACACUGGAAAAGUUUUUAUAAGAAUACCUCAUUUUUGGACACCGGAUUUCCUAUAUGAAGUUGCUGCCAAAAUUUCGCCCGUAGAUACUUCAACAUUGAAAUUUUCCCUAAACGACAUAUCACAAAGCAGCAUACUGAACAAUUCGUCUCAAACAAGCAGUUUCAUCUUGCCGGAACUCUCGAAAGGCAAUGCACUGUCGCCGACGCCUGACAACUUCUACCAAAUUAACAAAAAGCAAAAUCUCUUUGCAUCGAUUAUGAAUUUCACACCCACGCCGGGUUCGUCUUUUUCCACCACAGAUGAAAAUUUGAGCAAUCCAAACUGGUUGGAAGUUGUACAAAAGUCACAAGAAUACAAAAUCUCUUUAGAUUUAGGAAAGUCAAUAAUCGCGGAGGACGAAGACGAGGUCAUGCAAGUUGCGGACGAGGAAUUGCACGUGUCUCUGGAGGCGAAACCGCGGCCGCUCGUGACUCCGGCGGGCCCCGUGACUCUCAUGAUGUCCACAAUCAUGAGCGUUAAGCAGGAGACCACCAACUUUACCAUCGGACAAGCUGAAUCGGACUAUUGCAAUAACAGCGUGUGCGACACGGCGUCCGUGGCGUCCGACCUCACGCGCAUGUACGUGUCCGACGAGGACGACAAGCCGGAGCCGCUGCUGCUGGCCGAGCGCUCGCUGAAGGCGGCGCGACACGAGCUCGCCGACAUGGCGGACUCCGGCGCCAGCAAACGGCCGCGCGUCGACUUCUCACCGCCAUUCUAAGCCCCACUGUGGCCAACGAUGUUUUAUACCAGAGAUAUGUCUAGCGCGUCAAAACUGAGGCGGACAAAUGUUUGUCUUAAUGUCAUUUAGUCGCUUAUUAAACAACGAAAGUUAUUUAAACUUAGGGAUGAUGACAGUUUUUUAAAUUGUAUAUAAAUUAGGAGUAUGCUAAUAGUCAAGCAAUUUUGUAAAAGUAACAGGGUAUCUGCGAUCAUUACUUUCGGAGCUUCAGGGAUUUAAAGGGUCAGAUUUGCGGCGCUGCCGCGGUUCCCUGGAAAACGCUUUAUACAAAAUGGUCCGAUUUAAUGUCGUCGUUGGUCCAUGAUCGUUAGAUUUGAAUGGGCGUGGUUAUUAAUAUCUUUGUUAUUUGUGCGUUAAUGUUUAUAGUUAAUAUAUAGAAAAAUGUUACAUUUAAUGUAAGGAAGCUAAAACUGUAUGAAUUUUCAUUUAAUUACGAUAAAAUAUUUUUAAUAGAUUUUGAAAUUUUAUAAUCUUAUUUAUUUUGCAAAUAUCCAGUCAAUCUUUGUUUUUUAUGUAUAAAUCAGUUAAUAUUGACCUUAUUUACCCGAAUGUAUCAUAAAAUCAAUAUAUUCAAACCUAGUUAUCAUCCCUAUUGCGUGCUUAGGAACUUAAAAAAACUGUACAUACAUAAAUUUAAAAUGGAAUUAAACACAAAAUUGUGCAUGUGUACGCUCAGUGGAAUAGCUAAAUUCGGCUUACAUUUUGCGGUGAUUUUGCAAGUAACAUAUCUAUAGUAUAAAAUAUCGUUGACUGUGGGCCUAUGAUGUUUAAGUAACGUGAAAUUCAGUGGCGGCAAUCGAAUGAGUUCGUCGGCGACGUCGACUUUGCGAGGCCUGUUUCAUUUAUUUAGAGAUUAAAUUGAAUUACUCGUAGCUGAUUUAAUCAUCAGUAAUGCAUAGGAAUAUGUGAAUAUGCUAAUCAAAUAAUAACAAAUAUGGUCCUAGGUUCGAUUUCUAGGUCGGGCUAUGGAGUUUUCUUUCUUCUAUGAAAUUUUCUGGUAAAUUCUCAGUCCAAAGUUGGGAAGUUAGCGUUACACCCCGUGCCUCGGAGAGCACGCCGAUCAUUAUCACCUGAUAGUGCCCGUUAAUAUUACAUUAUCUUAACUGUUAUCAGUAUUGAGCAGCUUGGUGGGUCAAAGCUCCAUAUUUCCUCUUCUAUAAGGAGGGAGGCCUGGCCCUGUAGUGGACUGUUAAAAAUAGUUUGAUAAUGAUAAAAUAAUGACAAACAGAAACUAAAAUUGACGAUCGGUUUAAAACUCACGAAAUUGUUUGAAUUCCAAUUGAUUGAAUUAAAUUUUGAAUACUUUUAAAAACAUUUUUUGAGGCUACUUUAGGAGGCCUUCACCGGUCGCUGACAUCGCCGUCUCCUCCACUGCCACUGAUGAAACAAAGGGAAAAGGGUUGAAGUUUUAAGUAAAUUAGGUACAUUUGUAAUAUUAAAUCUAAGUUCUUAGGACAGACAACCGGUUGAUCCGUUGCGUAAAACGCUGAAAACGUUGAUUUUAUUAAAUAUCCUGUAUAGUUCGACAUAAAAGAGUAGAAAUUAAUAAAAAUGGAACUAAAAUAUUCGCUGUGUGGCGAACACCACAUUUACAGCUGUCAUCACAAAGAUCUGUCAUAGAGCAACCAAUCAUUAAUGAUAGUUUUAUCAGAUUAUUAAAAUCAUAGUGGAAAUUCGGGUAAUUAUAAGACGAAUUACAAUAAAUAUAAUUUAUUUAGAUGAGAUUGACUUGAAUUUAUUGAAAUGUAAUAAAUAUAAACCAUGAAAUUACCUAUCUUAGUAUUCAUAACACAACCAUACUUCUGGACUAGAUAGUAAGUAUUUUCCAAAUGCAUAUAUUUAUAAAUUUAUUUUUAUUUGAUAAUAAUGUUAUUUAGAAAUGUUCAUCUUAUUUUAAAUUAGAACAUAAUAUUACCUAUGUAUAGAACAAAAUAUCAAUCAAUGUCAAGUAUCAAGGUAGUUGCAAUACCAAGUAGGUGACAGUACACAGGGUUACCCUAUUAAUGUCAAUAAGUGACUACAGCGCCCUUAUUUAUUUUCUACUCUUUUGUGUCGCACUAUAGGUGGGAACACCCAAGUUCCAACCGCACUGGAAAAGGAAAGUUGCUGGAUCAACAUCGAAAGACAUUUUACAAAAUGGUGGAUGGUGGUUUAAAUCUGUUCGAUGUCUGUUUCCUAAACGUACAAAAUAUUGUUUAAAUGGUUUUUAAAUUUUAUACCUAUAUUAUAAUUAUUAUUAUAAGCCUUAUUUUGUUUUAAAGAGAUUUUAUUAAUAAAUAAUCUUAAGGUAUAUAAGUUUAUUGAGGUAAAUUUACAAAAAUUAGAUCAAUAUACUAAUAAAUAACAUAUUAUUAUAUAUAUUAAACUAUAUUACACUGAUCUCAAGUGAUGCAUUGUGGUCCUUUGAGAAGUCUGUUAUUCAACAACAGGUCAAAGAAGUUCGAAGAUUUUUGUAUGGGCCUGGCCUAAGACCAUCCGUCUGGUUUAAUUUUUUUCGAAAAUGCUGUCACAUGUUGAAACUUUUAUAAAUCGAUAGAGAUAGGUACCCACUUGAUAAAAAAAUUGAGUAUCUUAAUCUUUACUUCUAUAUUAGACGAUAUACUUCAUAUACUUAAUAUUAUAAAGAGGUAAAGUUUGUAGUAUUGUAAGCGGUAAUAUCUGAAUCCACUGAAACGAUUUUGAAAAUUCUUUUACCACUAGAAAGCCACGUUAUUUGUGAGUGCCAUAAGCUAUAUUUUAUCGCUGUAUUCUCACGGGCAAGGGAUGGCUAAAACAGCGGGGCGUCGGCUAGUAUCCAACAUAUAAAAAUUAGUUAUCAAACUACUCCGAAAAAGCUGGACCGAUUUGUAUGAAAUUUCAUGUGCAUAUCGGGUAGGUCUGAGAAUCGGCCAACAUCUAUUUUUCAUGGCAAAACGUUUGCCACGUCAACUAGUAAUCUAUAUAUCCCUAAUCUUCAUCGAACCCCUUAGAGUCUAAAUCUGAACGUCCUUUUCCGUUAGAGAAAGGAUUGGCUGAAUAGUGAAUAUAAAAAUGAAUCGCCUAAACUGAUUUAGCUAAUUUUUUUUAUAAUAUUCCUUGAAGUAUGACUUGUUUUUUUAAGGGUAGGGAAGAAGCGCACCUAAGUCAAAGCGAAGCUUGACCGGGUCCGUCAGUAUAAUAGUAAUAACUAUUAUACUGACGGACCCGGAAGUAUAAUAGAAGUAUGAAGUAGAUUAUACCUACUUACAUAAUAAUAUUAUGUAAGUAGGUAUAAUCGACGAAAAAAAUAUUUUGUAUUUUUCUAUUAUUGAAAAAUAAAAUCCAGUAUGUAAUUCAAUCCUCCAAGUGGGUACCUAAAAAUUUUUAAAUGCAUUGUUUUAAUUUUAAUACAUUCCAGGAUUUUGAUAUAUGUAUACGCCACUAGACAAAUAACAAUUUCUAAAUUACCCGGUAUUUUCCUAUUCCUAAUCCUAAUGAUGCAAAGCUGCUUAGGCGUUACGAUUUAUUGAACUCUUUAUGAAUGGAGUACAAUGGUCGAGCCUUGUGAUAACGAUUGUUUGCAUUAUUGAGAUUGAAAAUAUAGUUUAUAUUUUUAUUUCUAGUAACAAGUGUUGUAUGAUAAAGUUUUUAGAAAUGUGUAAGUCUUGAUGCAAGUUACGACUCUUGUUUUUUAAAUGUUUAGUAUUUUUGGGGUGUGGCUUAAUGUAAUAAAACAAAAAAAAAUUUAGUGUUUUAGUAAAUAAAAUUAAACAAAAUGUA
Molecule: messenger RNA, 7816 nt
Organism: Bicyclus anynana (squinting bush brown)
Lineage: Eukaryota; Metazoa; Arthropoda; Insecta; Lepidoptera; Nymphalidae
Gene: tim
Product: protein timeless
Exons: 17
Coding region: 332-4057 (1241 amino acids)
Biological process (GO): replication fork arrest; DNA replication checkpoint signaling; DNA repair
Cellular component (GO): replication fork protection complex
Molecular function (GO): DNA binding
Source: RefSeq, a predicted model, not a curated record